AACAGUCUGUGAUAGAAGCUGAAAUGCUGCAGUCUAAGCAGGGACAUCAGGGACAACACUGACAUCAGGACAGAGGACUGCCCCCAAGACAAGCUGGCCAUGAAGCUGUUCAGCGUUCUCCUUCUGUGUUUAACCUUGCUGCACACCACUUUUUCUGAUGAUUAUUACGACUACGGACCGACAGAGUGUAAGACGUCCGAGUCUAUCGUUGGAGGCACGGUUGAAUACUCUGACGGGGGAAAUGAAUUCAGUGUCCUCACGUACAAGUGUCCCUCUGGGUUCGAGCCCUACCCUGUGACCACCAGAAGCUGUGCAGAUGGAGAAUGGUCCAGCAUGUCCUCAACCAGCGGCACCCCUGUGGACAGAGCUGAGUGCAAAAAGCUGGCACCAGACGAUGAGGAGGAUUCCAUGGAAGAGGAAAUGAACUGCUCCAUAUCGCAGACCAUCAGCAAAGGUCAGGUGUCCUACUCCAAAGGGGGCAUGAAGGGCAGCGUCCUGAUCUACACGUGCCCAGAGAACUACGCCCCUUACCCGGUCAGCCAGCGUGUGUGUGGGCGAGAUGGCGAAUGGACUCCUAUGAGGCAGCCCAGCGGGAGGCCUGUGUCCAGAGCUACGUGUAAAGAAAUACUGUGUCCUGCUCAGCUGCAGCUGGACAAUGGGGACAUAACGCCCCGACCGCAGUGGUUCAAGGUGGGAGAGAAUCAGACAUUCUCGUGUGACGGUGGCUACAGCUUGGCAGGGUCAGCUGUGCGCACAUGCACCGUAUGGGGAGGCUGGACGGGUGAAACCCCUAUAUGUGACGAUCAGGCGGAUGAUUGCACCAAUCCCGGUGUCCCACCUGGGGCUCAGCGGUCGGGCAGUCGUUUCCGGAUCGGGGACAAGGUGCAGUUCAGAUGUGACCUGAAACUCGAUCUGCUGGGCAGCGCCGAGAGAGUGUGUCUCGAGUCCAGAGAGUGGAGUGGGGCACCGGCCCGCUGCCAGGCUUGGUAUGGUUUUGAUUCUCCCAACACUGUGGCCCAGGCGAUGGGAGGAUCCCUAUCAUCUAUCAUGGACUAUUCUUCUCCUGAGUUUAAAAAGAAAGCCAAAAACUAUGGGAGGAUCUUGCAAGUAAAUAAGGGACACGGACGCCUCAAUGUAUUCAUUCUGAUUGACAACUCCGGCAGCAUCAGUCAGGAGCAUUUUGAAGAGGCAAGGAGUGCAGUUGCCAGCCUCAUCCGCAAGCUGGACAGUUAUGAAGUCACCCUAAAAUUCCACAUCGUCUCCUUCGCAUCCACAGCCAAAGUGAUCGCGGCCAUUACUAGUUUCGACAGUGACCAAGCAUCUCAAGUUCUGAGCAAACUUAUGGAUUUUAAAUAUGAAAGUCAUGGAAACAAAAAAGGAACCAACAUUCAGAGUGCUCUGAAGAGUGUUUAUGAACAAUUGUCAUUACUGAAGACCAGAAAAGUAGGAUUUAAUGAAACUGCAAACGUUAUUCUCAUUACAACUGAUGGUCAGUCAAACACAGGAGGCAGUCACAAGUCCGUACUACUUCAAAUUCGUGACCUGUUUGGUUAUACGUCACUCACAGAUCAUACAGAGGAAAGCCUCCUUGAUGUGUACGUGUUCGGUGUCGGACAAGAUGUGAACAAGAAGGAGCUCAAUGACCUUGCUUCCAAAAAGAGGGGGGAAGAACACGUGUUCCUUCUGCAGGACUACAAACAACUCGGAAAGGUCUUCAACAAAAUGAUCAGUGACAAGGCAGUGACUAUGUGUGGUGUGGCCAGGGAGGAAGAGGGGGGUGGAAAAAGCUCAUCAGAGACAAGGCCUUGGCAUGUCCAUGUCAGAUGGGAUGGGAAAGUGUGCCAGGGCUCUCUGCUGUCUCCAUUAUGGGUCCUUACAGCAGCACACUGUCUGACUAUACCCACUCUGAGUGGGGGCAAUAAGACUGCUGUUGCUAAAGAUGUGGAAGUUACAACUGGGACAAAUGCACUUUUGAAAGCAGCAGACUUCAUCAUACAUCCACACUACAAUGUUAGAGGGCUUCAGGCCAAGAAUGUGAAAGAGUUUUAUGACUAUGACAUAGCCUUAAUAAAAAUGGAGAAGAAUAUAUCAGCGUCGUACCAGACAAGGCCCAUCUGUUUACCCUGCACGGUGCCUUCAAGUCGAGCUCUUAAAAUGGUCAACUCCACCUGUGCCCAGCAUGAGAGCGCUCUAUUGGAUCUGAGCGAGACACAGGCCCACUUCAUGAGCAAGAAUAGUGAUGGGAUGAAACGGAUGCAGACCCACAUCCAGCUGGGUGAUGAGAGGCGUCCUGAGUGCCUUGAGAUGGUUAAGGGCACUUUCUCCCAGGACACAAAUGCCACUGUGACGGACGUCGUGACUGACAGGUUCAUGUGCACCGGAGGAUCAAAAGCACAUAAAGAUGAUGUGUCCUGUCAAGGUGAUUCUGGAGGUGCUUUGUUCCUUCGUAAGAGGAUGCGCUAUUUUCAGGUCGGAGUUCUCAGUUGGGGCACUAUUGACGUUUGUAAAACGGGAAAAAACCCUCCUAACGCUCGGGACUUCCACAUCAGCCUCUUCUCCUUGAUGCCCUGGCUUCGGAGACACCUCCACCGGGACCUGGCAUUCCUGCCCACUGAGAACUGACCCAGACACAGUCAAGGAUAAGGGCAAGGGCCAUGCUGGCACAAAGCAGACCACAGAGUGGAUCGCUUACCUGGCAUUCGGUCAUGUAAAGUGGGCUAUUCAAAACACAGCCUUGUCAGUAAUAAAACAUUACUUUUGUAGUACCAAUCUACAAAAAAAGAAUACUCUCUGUUAAAAGUUCCCUUCCUUCAGUAGUCAAAUAGUUUUCUUAUUUUUGUCUGUUGGCAACAAUAAAUUCAUAAUGAAUUAC
This is a messenger RNA of Sardina pilchardus (European sardine), 2872 nucleotides long. RefSeq names its product complement C2. Gene Ontology annotation, cellular component: extracellular exosome; classical-complement-pathway C3/C5 convertase complex; extracellular region. Lineage: Eukaryota; Metazoa; Chordata; Actinopteri; Clupeiformes; Clupeidae. The transcript has 19 exons. Gene Ontology annotation, biological process: proteolysis; complement activation; response to bacterium. Gene Ontology annotation, molecular function: serine-type endopeptidase activity. The coding region runs from base 100 to 2622 and encodes 840 amino acids. The record is from RefSeq and is a predicted model, not a curated record.